Paramacrobiotus metropolitanus is the source of this 1451-nucleotide messenger RNA. Its product is annotated as thymidine kinase, cytosolic-like. The transcript is spliced from 5 exons. The record is from RefSeq and is a predicted model, not a curated record. Gene Ontology annotation, biological process: thymidine metabolic process. The coding region runs from base 341 to 1102 and encodes 253 amino acids. Gene Ontology annotation, molecular function: thymidine kinase activity; ATP binding. NCBI's taxonomy places the organism in Eukaryota, Metazoa, Tardigrada, Eutardigrada, Parachela, Macrobiotidae.
UACUGUAGGUGUAUAGUGUAUGCAGUACCCUAUUUGAAUGUUUCGAACUUUCAAGGAAUCAAGUUUCAACUUUUUCUGUUUUCAUUUCGAUUUUGUUAGCAAUGCUGCCUUGUAAUAUUUUCCUGUUAGGAGUCGCUGAUUGUAGGAUAACAUUCUUUUAAUCUUAAGGAGAAACCUUUAAGUCUUUAACCAGCUCAGUAUUCUGCCUUGCUGCCAAUAGUUUUCCACGCCAUCUUAUCCAGGAAUUUUGAUUUUGCUGCGCACUGUCUGACUCCGAGUUCAGCGGUGGUCCUACUUCCGCAGAGUCCAGCACGGAACUUAUUGUUUAUCGCGUUUUAUUAUGGAUAAUUUGCGAAAUGAGCCAGUUUCACCACGCGGGAGCAGAGGAAGCAUACAGCUCAUUUUUGGGCCGAUGUUUUCGGGAAAAACAACUGAACUGCUGCGCCGCAUAAAUCGCUACAAAAUCGCAAAGUAUAAAGUUCUCCUGCUAAAGUAUGCAAAGGACGUGCGUUACGAAGAAAACUGCGUCAGCACACACGACAGACACGCCGUACCCGCUAGAAACGCUGUGAUGUUGAAAGAAUGCACAGAAGAAUGCUACGCGUAUGACGUUAUUGGCAUUGACGAAGGACAGUUUUUUCCUGAUAUUCUGGAAUUUGCGGAGCAUCUGGCUAAUUGUGGAAAGACUAUCAUUGUUGCUGCGUUGGAUGGGACAUUUCAACGCGGGCCUUUUGGAGACAUCGUGCACCUGGUGCCGAAAGCGGAGAACAUCGUCAAGUUGUCAGCGGUAUGCAUCAUCUGCAACUCGGACGCGGCCUUCACCCGGCGCUACAGUGCGGAGACAGCGGUUGGUUCAGCGCAGCACCUAUCAGCCAGUUCGCUUCCUACACCCACACGUCCUGUCUUCCAAUUUCAGGUUGAACUGAUCGGGGGCUCGGACAAGUACAUGGCGGUCUGCCGCGAAUGCUACACAAAAGAUCUGCCGCUGGAAUACAGCAAGUUGACGAAUAGUGAAGUGCGACAGCGUUGUAGCCCGAUGAAAAAAGAAUUUAAUGAAAAUGUACAGCGGGAUCAUGAUCUUCCCGUGCGUAAAUUGUUUUGAACAAAACCACAUGGGGAACUGUCUGCUGUCGUCAUUUCAGUCAUUGUUGUGAAUGUUGUUGUUCGCAUUGUACAUCAUGGUGUAUUUUGAACUGUAUUUAUGUUUGUUAUGAGUACUGAUAAUUUGAUGCAGUACUUCAAACCUUUUUAUGGUGUCCAUCGUCUGCUUGCGCUGUGUGGUGCGAAGUUUUUAAUUUCGUCUUUGUGCUCAAGCUUGUUGCAUUUUGUAUACUUAGCACCUGGUCCACUUAUGCAUCGCACUUGCUUUUGCUGGUUCUGUGCAGUAUAUCACCAUAUUCUUAUGUUUAAUUUAUUUGUACAAAACGCUUCGUGGCAAUGGCUUGUAAUAA